This is a messenger RNA of Entelurus aequoreus (snake pipefish), 2464 nucleotides long. RefSeq lists its product as uncharacterized. Lineage: Eukaryota; Metazoa; Chordata; Actinopteri; Syngnathiformes; Syngnathidae. The record is from RefSeq and is a predicted model, not a curated record. The transcript has 10 exons. Bases 846 to 1901 code for a protein of 351 amino acids.
CGUGACGUCACAAGAGCUACGGAAGAGGUUGGACCCUAUCGGACCCGACAUAAAAACCUGUGUUUUCGACAAAAUUCCACAGUAUUCUGGACAUCUGUUGGUGAAUCUUUUGCAAUUUGUUCAAUUUACAAUGGAGACUACAAAAAAGAAAGCUGUAAGUGGAAAGCGGUGUGUUGCUGCGGGAUGUAGCAACACAAAGACAAACACAACUGGUGUUGCAUUGUUUUUAUUCCCAAAAGAUGGCGGCCAAGCCUUACUAUGGAACAAAGAAGUCAAGCGAACACGGUUGGAUUGGACCACACACACAAAGUACAGUGUAUUAUGCAGCGAACAUUUCGAACAAUCAUGUUUCGAAGAGGGUCCCUUGCAAAGGGCAGCGAUGGGCAUCGCCACCACCCGUCGACUUGUGCUGAAGAAAGGUGCGAAGCCAACUAUUUUCAACAGACCACGGCCAUGCUUAAGUGCAAGUUCGACAAGUUCAGAGCACCCCACACCCUCCACAAGUGGACAGACUGUGCACAUGAGGUCUGCAUUUGCCAAAAGGGAAAGGAAGAGGACAAUAGAUCAGAUCAUGGCCAGUACGACUACGGCAUCAGUGGCGGAUGCGGUGGAUGAACCAAUGGCAAUGGCACUAGAUUUGCCUGAUGAGGAGGGCGAUCAAGAUCAUGGAAAUACAAGAGAACAAGGAUGCCAGACAGACUGGGUACCGAUUGGGAGAGCACCAACAGCAUUGACCAGUAGCAAGAGCACCCAAACAGGGAAAAUACAUCAUAGAUAAAAGGGAGCUCAUCCUGCAGCCAGCCAUCAAAAAGGUGUGGGAGGAACAGCAACGGACACACCUCACCAUGCUGCAGGUGGAAGGCCGACCCCUCGAACUUGGUGGUGAUGGGCGAGCAGACAGUGCCAAGUUUGGUACCUACACCACAAUAGAGCUUGUGGCCAAUGUGGUUCUCGACCUUCAGGUUGUACAGAGCAACGAAUGUCUUGGCAGCUACCAUAUGGAGAUGGAAGGACUGAAGAGGAUGGUGGAGCUGUUGAUCAGCUGGGACCUGGAUGUCGGGGUGCUGGUGACAGACAGACACAGACAGAUCGCUAAAUGGAUUCGCGAAAACAUGCCCAAUACACGGCACUGCUAUGACAUCUGGCAUGUUGCAAAAUCCAUCGGAAAGAAACUGAAGGCCAUCUACAAGCAUAAGGACUGUGAAGAACUGAAGCCCUGGGUGCAAAGUAUAAUCAACCACCUCUACUGGGCAGCAGUGUCUACACCGCCUGGAGAGGGGGAACUUCUGGUUGCCAAGUGGAAGUCUGUGGAGCGACACAUUCAGAACAUCCACAAGGACUAUGGCGACCUCUUCCCAAUUUGUACUCAUGGACAACUGCAACGGCAAAAGAAAUGGCUCAAACAAAGUUCACGCUCAGCAGGGAAACUGGAGGAGGUGGUCAACAACAAGUCCCUGCUGAAAGAUAUCGCCAUGCUGUCGGGUGAACACCAGACUUCCAAGGUGGAGGCGUUCCAUAGCCUUAUCAUACAGUUUGCACCGAAAAUGUAUGUCUUCUCAUACAUCGGAAUGCUGUGCAGGAACCUGCUUGCUGGGCUGCACUGGAAUGAAAACUCGAGCCGCCCUAUAGCCACUACACAAGCGGGUUCUGAGCGCUAUGCAGUACGCUACCCGAAGUAUAAAGCAGGGGGCCAUGUGGUCAAGAAAAUCGCGACACAGCCAACAUACCGCUACGUAGAUGACUUGAUCAGGGAGGUUGUUGCUGGCUGCAGACAGACCCCUGACCAGAGAACACCAGUCAGCGUCACUGUGGAUGUGCCUCCCUUCCUCUACGAUGAACUGGAGAAGCCAGACAAGGAGGAAGCCAUCGCCAAGCACAGGAGUCGCUUCGGUAAGUGUUAACUGCCCUCCCAGUAACAGUUGGAGAUGCUACCUCAGUAGAAGCAUUUAAGUCCCAUCUUAAAACUCAUUUGUAUACUCUAGCCUUUGAAUAGACCCCCAUUUUUAGACCAGUUGAUCUGCCGUUUCUUUUCUUUUGUCCUCUGCCCCCCACCCCACACCCUCUCCCCCUUGUGGAGGGGUUAUUCCGGUGACCAUGGAUGAAGUGCUGGCUGUCCAGUCCAGCACUUCGCCUGUGCAUCGGUUGGGGACAUCUCUGCGCUGCUGACCCGUCUCCGCUCGGGAUGGCCUCCUGCUGGCCCCACUAUGGACUGGACUCUUACUAUUAUGUUAGAUCCACUAAGGACUGGACUUUCACAAUAUUAUGUCAGACCCACUCGACAUACAUUGCUUUCGGUCUCUCCUAGAGGGGGGGGGGGGGGGUACCCACAUAUGCGGUCCUCUCCAAGGUUUCUCAUAGUCAUUCACCGACGUCCCACUGGGGUGAGUUUUUCCUUGCCCGUAUGUGGGCUCUGUACCGAGGAUGUCGUUGUGGCUUGUGCAGCCCUUUGAGACACUUGUGAUUU